AGAAAGAGAUUCAAGGAAAUAAAAAAAGUAUCAGCCAGCACAGAAGAAAAAAAAAAAAUAAUUAGGAUAAAAGGGUUAGAAUCCCGCUGUCUCGUCCAUCUCAACGAAACCUUUUCUGUUUCAAAAGAAAAAAAAAAUAUUCGAUAUGCCAUACCACAUUGAAUAUGCAAAGAGUGGUCGAUCCAAGUGUAAGGGUCCUAAGAAGACGUGUCAAUCGGAGGAUCGGAGCAUCAAGUCUGGCGACCUCCGUCUCGGUUCGGAGAUAGAGGGUGGACAAUUUACAGGAGUCGCAUGGCGUCACUGGAAGUGUACCACCCCCAAGGUGCUUGAAAACCUCCAAUCGCUUGACAGUGUUGAAGAAGACUUGAUUGGAUUUAGUGACCUUCAUGAAGAGGAUCAGGAACGAGUAAAGACUGCUCUUGAGGAGGGUCAUGUUUCAGAAUCCGAAGAACCAGAAGGUGACGAAGAAGAGAAAAAGGAAGAGAAGCCAAAGGCCAAAGCUACUGGGAAGAAGGCAGCCGCCAAAAAAGACGACGAAGCAAAGCCCAAGAAAGGAUCCAAGGCAAAGACCGAAGACCAAGAAAAGCCCGAACCUAAGAAGCGUGGUCGCAAGGCUGCUGCUCCCAAGGACGACGGCGAAGAGGCUCCUAAGCCAGCUCCUAAAAAGAGAAGGAACGACAGCAAGGACGAAGAACCCACGGCAACCAAAAAAAGAGCUACAAAGAAGACCACCUAAUGUUGUCGUAGUUAGCUAUUGCUUUUUAUUUCUAUUGCAAAUGAUUUGCUCAUAAAAAGGAAUCCACCAUUCAACAACGUGACUUGAAGGUGGAAAGGAGGGAUUCAAGGC
This is a messenger RNA of Umbelopsis ramanniana AG, 847 nucleotides long. RefSeq lists its product as uncharacterized. The record is from RefSeq and is a predicted model, not a curated record. The coding region runs from base 146 to 736 and encodes 196 amino acids. The transcript has 6 exons. Gene Ontology annotation, molecular function: DNA binding; zinc ion binding. Lineage: Eukaryota; Fungi; Mucoromycota; Umbelopsidomycetes; Umbelopsidales; Umbelopsidaceae.